UCAGAAAGAGAAGAUGUCUGAUAAGUGUGAUCUGUGUCUGCUGGGACUCAUCUUUCUCUCUUCACUUCUCACAGGUAUCAGUGGAGUGGAUGAUCAUGUGUUCAUCAGUUCUGGUGAAAAUGUCAGUCUGUCCUGUAAUAAUGCUCUUCAUGACUGUAGAUCAACUACAUGGAUCUAUUAUAACAGACAUUCAGCAGCAGUUGAACUAAUCGCUUUAGGAAUAAAGAGGAAAGACACAGAGAGACAUGAGAGACUGAGUCUGAGGUCUGACUGCUCUCUGAACAUCAAGAACAUCACAGAAGAAGAUUCUGGACUUUACACCUGCAGACAAUAUGUGAAUGGAAUAAAACAAGGACCUGAUGCUCUUGUUUAUCUGCAUGUUCUUCAGGUUUCUUCAUCAUCUUCAUCAUCCUCACAGACUGAGAUCAGUGCAGACUCUGUGACUCUCUUCUGUCAGCUGUAUUCAUUUACUAGAGUCUCUUGUGAUUGGAUCAGUUCUGAGAGAAUUGAGAUGUUCUGGGUGAAUCAGGCUGGUGUUAAACUGAAGAGAUCAGACUCCAGAGAUCAGAUAUUAAUCUCAUCAGAUCACUGUAUCAUCAGACUGAAUACAACACUCCUGAAUGAAGAUCUCUACAGAGAGUGGAGAUGUGAAGUUACUCACAGAGAUCAAGUCAAGACCUCAGUCACAUACACUGUCUGGAGAUCAGGUGAGAAAACAAGCUCAUGA
Molecule: messenger RNA, 727 nt
Organism: Puntigrus tetrazona (Sumatra barb)
Lineage: Eukaryota; Metazoa; Chordata; Actinopteri; Cypriniformes; Cyprinidae
Exons: 3
Coding region: 14-727 (237 amino acids)
Biological process (GO): T cell activation; positive regulation of ERK1 and ERK2 cascade; interleukin-15-mediated signaling pathway
Cellular component (GO): external side of plasma membrane; membrane raft
Molecular function (GO): MHC class II protein binding; protein tyrosine kinase binding
Source: RefSeq, a predicted model, not a curated record